This is a messenger RNA of Daphnia magna, 1510 nucleotides long. RefSeq lists its product as uncharacterized. The record is from RefSeq and is a predicted model, not a curated record. The transcript is spliced from 2 exons. Bases 354 to 911 code for a protein of 185 amino acids. NCBI's taxonomy places the organism in Eukaryota, Metazoa, Arthropoda, Branchiopoda, Diplostraca, Daphniidae.
CAGAAGAAAAUUCAUUUCGAUAGCGACGAUUGCACCGUUGAGACGUGUGUGUUCUUUCACGCUGGGUCAAAACUACCGAUAUUGUUUUUACGUGACGGCGCUUAAUUUUGUUUUCCGAGCGACUCGCGGUGAUAUGUCGUAACAAAGUGGCUGUACAUUUGGUUUACCAUUAGUGACACAAACAAAGACAAGUGUGUAAUUUCAGAGAAAAAUUGGAUAUUUCUCUUUUAAGGCCACGUGGAUAAUCGCGCAAGAUCUUCUUCAACAUGAGGCCGUCAACAGUGGGGUAACAUUUUUUGUUCUUCCAUCUCCUGUGGCGCACCCAUUUCCUUAUUUGCUACACAUGCCUAGUAAUGUUGGUAUGUAUCGCGGUCGUUUCGUCCCUGGAAUCUCCUAAGAAUUCUUCAUCUUCCAAGCGAUGGAGCAUCCGAAAAACCAACUGCGAAUUGAAAAAGAAUUUUAAAUUGUGGGCGAAAUCGUUGAAGAAUGAUAGCCUGUCGAUCUUGAGCCGAACUACAAAGAAGACUAAUCCAAUCGGUUUCAUCCGCAAGCAAUUGGAAGCGAGUAAAACCUACAAUCCGUCGGAUCCGCUUCACGCCUAUCCAAACAAAUGGGAUUUAUUGGUGCAUAGCCUGUUUCAGAAAUUGUCACGAUUCGAAGUGAAUAAUGCGGACGCCAUUCGAAAAGUGAUCCGGGUCGUCAGAACUUUGACAAUCAUCGGCUUAGUUGUCGGAACUCUGGGAAUCGUUCUGGUCGUCGCGUUACCGUUCAGUACGGCAGCGCUCGCCUUUGGUAGGAAAGAAGACGAGGGGGAGGACAAAAACGACGUGGUUGACUGGAGCUAUGUUGAUCAAAUUUCGCAAAGCGUCAUUCACGCCAUUGAAAAUGGCAUGCUCAAAUACGAAAUGUGACACGUCGCUAAUUCUCUAGCCAAGAACAUAUUGGUAGUUUUAUUUUAUUAAAUUUUUUUUGUGAAUGCUCAGGUUGCCAAGUGCCACACCUUUGACAAUAUUUAAAAACGAUUCUCAUAAAAUGUUUUUAGUUAAAAAGAUAAGCAAAAAAAGAAAAAUUGGACAACGCCACCAGAAGUCAAACUGUUGGAACGAGCUUUUACCCACUAGCGUUUCAUUCAAACACCAUGGUGAUUAGCAUUUAACGCUCUAGUGAAAAAGCCAAAACAGAAUUAAUUGAAAUCAGGUUUUGUACCGAUGAAUUUUCCCAACUAACAAGAAGCUGAUCGAGAAACACGCAAAAGUUCAAGGUAUUUAAGCGAUGGCACAUCCCCGUGGACACAAGUCGUGAACCGUUUCUCACAUGUUCGGGUCACGCACUAAAACCAUUCCUUCACGCCGAUCAACCAAAAUCCGGUUUUUUUUUCCAUGCAAAACACAAAUAUUUAAGUUAUAUUUAUUUGAGUAAGUUUGUUAGUCCACGAUCAAGUGAUUUACCGAUUGUUUUAUUAAUUUAUUAUCACGAAAGACCAGAGAAACAAUAAAUGCCAUCAACAAUC